AUGGCCCACGGCUUGUUUGGAAACUUGCGGGUAGGUAAGCCCCGUGCUUGGCAUAAAUCAGGUGUAUGUGCGCGUGUGGAUGAUUGGACCCGCAAGCUGGAAGACCCAAGCGACUAUUCCGUGGCCAAGUGCAAGGAGGGAGCCACCAUCGACAAUACCAUUGCCACGGUGACACCUCCGGCGACUUCCCAGGGACAGUUCAGUUCGGAUGCGGGGGCCCACAUGCCAUGGAGCAAGGUUGAUUUGAUGCCAAUGGACGGUGGCAUCGACAGAGCCGUGGCACGUUGCACGCCUGUGCAACCUCUGGACUGCACAGAAUCUUGA
Messenger RNA from Symbiodinium natans, 324 nucleotides. The record is from the annotation of a GenBank genome assembly. NCBI's taxonomy places the organism in Eukaryota, Dinophyceae, Suessiales, Symbiodiniaceae.